GUCUCGUUCACCGUAUGAGUCAGGGAUGUUUGUGUUCUCUCCAGUGAUGGCUAAAGGAACAUGUCCGAAAAUAAGAUGAGUUUAGGAGCUUUUUAAACAGGAAACCCUCGAGGUCUUGAGCGAUGUCGGAGUUCUUUUCCUCGGAGGACGAGGCUGAGCUCCAGUCCCUGCUCAGACAGCUUCUGAAAAGCGUGCGAGAGAGAAUCUCGGUCGCACCGUCGGUGGAAAGCGCCGAAGAGAUCCUGCUACACCUGGAGAAGACAGACAAGAACUUCCACAACUAUGAGUUUGUUAAGUAUCUGCGACAGUACGUGGAGAGCAGCCUCGGGGCCGUUAUUGAAGAGGAAACGGAAAGCUGUUCAAGGGGAGACGGCCAGAGCGCCGGGUCCGGGCAGGACACACUGGUCCACGCUGUGACUAGAAGAACAAGGGAAUCUGCGCAAUAUAAGCAGAUGAUGCAGACCUUAAAGCAGACCAUGACGGUGAUUGUGGAGUCGCUGUUAAACAAAUUCGAGGAGGAUCAGCUCAAGAACGAAGAGACGCACAGUACAAACCAGCGCGAACAGUCGAGCAGCCACUACACAGACAACUGCUCCGACAGCGACUCCUCAUUUAAUCAGAGCUAUGGCUUUAUCAAACAGGAGCAGCUCCAGGUCAUUUCUGAGAAACUCGAUCCGAGCAGGCCAAGAGAGGUCCGCUGGGAAGCCUUGCAGCUGCUGUGCUGUGCCCCUCCUUCUGAUGUACUGAGCUGUGAGAGCUGGACAGGCCUACGUCGAAACCUCUCAGCGGCCCUCGCUGACCCAGAUCCUGACCUCAGUGAUAAAGUGUUACGUUUCUUCGCGAAAACCUUUUCUACCUCGCCUCUGAAUGUGACGAGGGAAAUCUACACCAGCCUGGUGAAAAGUCUAGAGAGCGAAUUCCUGUAUCACAAGCUGACUUUCCCCACUGAGUCAGCACUCAUGAACGUUAACAGGCCAGACAUCAGUCGUCUCCUCAAGCAAAUGCGCUUAAUGAAUGACUUUCAGAAAGAAGUGACCACAUUUUGGAUCCGGCAUCCUGAGAAGUACAUGGAGGAAAUUAUAGAGAGCACACUCACUCUUCUCUCUCUACAUUCUGAACAUGGCGUGUCAGAGAAAGUGCUAGAGCCGGUCCACUUCCUGUCUCUGUUGGAUAUAAAAGCGAAUUGGUUCAAGAGGUGGAUGCAUGGCUACUACAGCAGGACGGUGGUCUUGAAGCUUCUUGAGCGGAAAUACAAGCCAGUGAUUGCCGCCGCACUUCAGCAGUGCAUUUAUUACUUGGAAUGCUGUGAUGCCGUCAGAGAGGGAACCUUGGAGAUCACACAUGCUAUGGAGCACCAACAGAUUGGCUCUGCUCAGAGAAGUUGUUACAGCGCUAAGGAGCUGGAGUACGCUCACUUCGUUCACUCACUCUGUGUGCUCGGGCGGCUUCUGAUGUACACCAAUGGGAGGAAGCUUUUCCCCAUUAAAGUGAGGAAGAGGAGAGACCCGGUGACUCUGAGUGACUUGGUGGUGAUACUAAUCAACAUCAUGUAUCAGCACCCAAACACACAUCACUCCGAUUUGAAUCAUGCAGACUCGCUCUCCCCUACAACUCUGGUGAUGGAGGUCCUGAAGACCCUGUGUGAACGCACCGAGUGUGCUGUGGAGUGUAUCUACCAGAUCCCUGUCGUUGAGACCUUGCUAGUCCCCAUCCUCACUCUGCUCAAAGGAAAACAGGCCAAAUUACACUCUCCAGAAAGCAGCCUGACCCACAUUGCAGACACUCUUGCGAGAAUUGCCACCACCGAACGCGGCUUAGCGCUUUUCCUGUACGAGAGAAAGAUUGUCUCUGCUGAGGGUGAAGGCAUUUCGGCAGCGCACGUGAUCGUGCAGUUCACUCAGGCGCUACUGGCUAAAGAGCUACGUGCGUGUGAGGAGCUGCAGAACUCGGCCACCGUGAAAGGGGCCUUCAUUUUCGUCUGCCGUCAGAUGUACAACACGUGCGAGGGGCUGCAGGUGCUGAGACCCUACAGCCUGCAUGAAUGCAUAGCACAGGCAUGGAGAAAGGCGAGUUCACUUUCAGAACGAAUUCCCACUCCUGUUCCUGGAGCUCUUGCGCCAUCGUCCUCCCAGGACCUUCAAAGCAUAGUGGCUUGGGAGGAGAUGCUCCUGGAUAACUUGCUGAACUUUGCAGCCACUCCAAAAGGUCUGAUGCUCCUUCAGCAAACCGGAGCCACUCCUGAGUGUGUCGCCUACAUGUUCACCCGGUUCACCAAAAAGCUCCAGGUGAGCAGGUGUGAAAAGUUUGGCUAUGGGGUUAUGGUAACCCAGGUUGCAGCUACAGCCCCGGGCAUUGUUGCUCUUCGCAGCUCUGGUUUUAUCCAGGCCAUAGUGGUGGAGUUGUGGUCAGUGCUCGAGUGUGGCAGAGAGGACGUGAGAGUCUUCCAUCCCAAACCAAUCCCAAUGGAGCCUAUCGACACGAGCUGCCUUAAAUCUUUCUUAACACUGGUGAACCUGCUGUCUUCUCAACAUGCUGUGUUGGAGCUCCUGGGACAUCAGGCGCUGCCCAACAAGACGGAGUACAGCCUGAGAGAAAUGCCCACCUCCAUUAUUGACGUGAUGGACCGCCUCGUCAUUAUCAACUCAGAUGCCAAAAUCCACUCCCUAUUCAACUACGAACAGUCACACACAUUUGGCCUUAGACUUCUGAGUGCAGUGUGCUGUAACCUGGACUCCCUCCUGCUCCUGGAGUCUCAGUAUAAACUUUCAGACGUCCUUAUUCAAAGUCAGAAGGACAACGUUAUUGAAUCUUCACCUGGCCAGGAUGAGUUUAUCGUUGAUGGCCUGUCUGUUGAGAGAAACCACCUCUUGGUUCGGAUGAAUGUGAUCGGCGGCCCGACUGAAAGGAGUCUUCCUCCGAGAGCGCUAGAGAAGGGAAACGAUCCAUACCCAUGGCUGCUCUUCUCAUCUUACCCUGUGCCCUCGUGUUAUACCCUCGAAAUGCCAAAGGCCUCCUGGACAAAGCAAGACUCUGAGGUCAGCGCUUUCCUGACUUCCUCUAAAAAUGGAGAGAGAGAUGAAAACUGGAUGGACAGCUGCAGGAGACACUUGUGCAAGGCCCUUAUCACUAAAUCCAGCGUCCUUACAGGAAGCGUGUUAGCUGAUCUUUUGGACAGGGCAGUGCUGCACCUCUCAUCAUCUCCACCUCACUGCUUCUUCCCACCUGCAGAAUACAAAGUUUUGGAUCACGACAUAAAGGCGCGCAGUCUGACGCCCGUGGAACAGCUGGGCAUCAGCCUGACUCUCAGGUAUGGCUCACUGCUGAAGUUAGUGAGAGAGGAUUCAGAGCAGGAUCUCUGUCUUCUUAUCAAACACUGUCAGGAGUUUCUGUCUCAUCAGCGCAUCACAAUCCAGUCUGAUCUCUGUUAUCUUAAGGGCGAUUACCCUGGUUACGACUGGCUGUCGUCUACUAUUUUUCUUCUGAUGGGUGGCGACGUGGGCCGCACUCUCAACCUGCUGCUGCGUUUCUCACGACUACUGACUUCAGCCUUCCUGUGGCCGUCACGAAUCUACAGAUCUGUGCACAUGCCAGAAGAGAUGGCUCAGUCAGGCGUCCCACCUCUCUACUCCUGCACCGCUCACUACGUAGAGAUGCUGCUAAAAUCCGAGGUGCCUCUGGUCUUCUCUGCAUUUAGGAUGUCCGGCUUCACUCCCUCACAGAUGUGUAUGCAUUGGCUGACUCAGUGUUUCUGGAACUACUUGGACUGGCCUGAGAUCUGCCACUACGUGACCACGUGCAUCAUCAUGGGCGUCGAUUACCAAGUGUACAUGUGCAUUGCCGUGCUGAAGCACCUACAGCAGGACAUUCUGCAGCACACACAAACCCAGGAUCUGCAGCUCUUCCUCAAGGAGGAUCCCAUCGAGGGCUUCAGAGUGGGCGAUUACCUGGAGUACAUGGAGAGCCUGGAGCGCCGAUACAGGUCCAUGGUGCUCAUAGACAUGAGGAACAGUUUACUAAAGAGCGCAUAGUAUUCAAAGAACCUUGAUUAGUUUGAAAUGUCAGAUGGGAGGAAUUAACGCUACCUUUCUGAAACAGUCUCUAAGCCGAAUCGUGGGGAGUUUGUGUAUGCAACUGGAUGCAGCUUGUUAGGGUUACUGUAGUUUAGUUUAGAGUUUACUUUUGUGUUCUUUUCAUGAGAAAGGGCAUGCUCAUUUACACAGAUGAAAAAUUUUUUUACGCGCCAUGCCGAUGCAAAGAGUUUUUUUUUUUUUCCCCUCCUAAUGAGUUUGUGUGCUCUCUGUGUGCUUUUUGUGGUCAUUUUAAGGGGGCUUAUGUACACAGGCUUUUACAGGUUCUGAACUUUAAAAAAAAAAAAAAAAAAAAAAAACGUGUUUUUUUUUUUUAGAAACAUACACUCUCUGGCUAAACUUUUUAACACACUCUGAAAAAGUCACACACACUGUUAUUUCAUUGGCUCGGCUUCAGCUUUGGUUACAGCGCCCAUUUGCUAUGGCAUUAUUUCAACAAAUUUAUGCAGUGUCGCAACAUUUACUUCCAACCACAGCUGAAUUUGUUUACAGCCAAGAUCUUGUGGCUGAUAGAGCAUGAGUCUGUAAAGCCUUCUCCAGCACAUCCCAAAGCCUCUGGAAUAGGGUCAAUCCGGACUCAUUAGCCAACAUGACCUUUACCCUUACUCCAAAAUCCAGUCUUUAUGCUUCCUAGCAUCAUUUUUACUCUGAUUAGUCUCUCUAACAAGUGGGUUCCUCCCACAGUUGUUAAGUCCCAAUCCUGUAUGUUCUCAACUGCAUGCUGCAUUUCUACCAUGAAGUUAAUGGUUGAGCACUAUCCUUCCAGGUUUUAAUAAUGCAUUGGACCAAUUCCAGUCAUUUCAGCAAUCUCCUUAAUUGUUUUCUUUGCUUGAUGCAGGUCAGUAAUUUGACCCGUUUGAAAAACAAGAACAUGUUUUUUUUUGUCUGUUUAAUGUCUGUUCAAGAAAUAAGAAAGCACUUACUAAAUUCGUUAGGGUUAAAGGUAUUGUUACCAGCUAAAACAAUGAUCACUGCAAUAAUUAUUAAGUUAAUGGCUUUUUUAAAUUGGGCUUUCUUUAAUAUUUUUUUUUUGGCCAGGCAGUGUAUUUUCUCUAUUUUAUUUCUGUGAAACUUGAAAUUGGACAGUGAGUUCCAUCGCUCUGUAGGGGUUAAAGUCACCUCCAGAAUCUGGCACUCUGUACUCGCUGUGCCUAACGAGACGCCUGGGCUUGUGUGAUGCACUGCUGAGUAUCAGAGGUACUGUAGGUGAUUCAGUCUCAUAUUGGGUGCGAAUUCCAACCUCUGUCACUAGGUUCCUUUAAUUUUAGCGUAAAGCCAAAUUUGAACCAAAAGCAACUCUUGUGUUGGGGCAUAGAGCACAUGUCCACAUCUGUACUGUAGAUAUAUAACCAUGCAUUACUGCUAUAUAUGAUCACACACAGGUUUUUAACCCAGAGGGAUUUUUACUUUAAUGCUUUAUUUACAAAGCUUGGAUUGAGGGCAGAGCAUGCUGCAGUGGGUUACAGACUGACUGAAAUAUCACUGUUUAAAUUAUGAGUAUACACUACUAAAUAUAUAAUAAACCUUGACCAUAUCAUCCAAAAAUCUCUCCUGGCUAAUAAUUGUCUUGUUUUUAUUUAAUUAGCAUGCUUAGUCUAGCUUAAUAUAUACAGUAAGAAGCCAUGGGUUUCUGCGCGGUCAGCAGCAGGAAUAACCACCGUCGUCAGGACAAAUCUAUUCAGUCAUAAAAUUCUGUAUAUAAUUUACACAAACCGAUGGUGCAAACACAUAAACUAAUAAUCAUUAAUUCUUAGUUAAAUGUUUUUUUUGUUUUAUAGAAAUCACUCUAUCCUUCUUUAUUAUACAUCAGUUACAUCAUACAGUAUAUCAUACUGUAUGCUGCACUUCUCUAAAACAUUUGCAACAGGUUGUUUGCAAUCACAUGACCAUUAUGAUGCUCAACAUCACUCUGGAGUGAAAAUCUGAUCUGAUUUCUGCACUAGUUUAGACGAUACUUCCAGAGAAUGGUAUAAACAGAUCACCAAAUUUUUCAAAUGACGUCUGUUCGUGUCUG
This is a messenger RNA of Clarias gariepinus (North African catfish), 6102 nucleotides long. It is a transcript of the gene tbc1d32, whose product is annotated as TBC1 domain family, member 32. The transcript has 34 exons. Bases 123 to 4028 code for a protein of 1301 amino acids. Lineage: Eukaryota; Metazoa; Chordata; Actinopteri; Siluriformes; Clariidae. Gene Ontology annotation, biological process: non-motile cilium assembly. The record is from RefSeq and is a predicted model, not a curated record.